ACAAUUUGGAACAAUAUUCCCGGUGGUAUACCCGAGGUGAAAGAUGAAAAUACGGAUGACAUUUUGAUGAAGGUUGGUUCUUUAAUUGGAUUAGAGUUAACGAGAAAUGAUAUAUCAGUGAGUCAUCGAUUACCAAAAGGAUCUUACAGUGCUGCAGUAAGAGGAGGAUGUAAAACAACGGAGACGAGAGAUCACUUUUAUAAAGGAAGAAAACACUUGCGAGAUAAAUCGACAAGAGACUUGGGUCUUGUUAUAUAUUGGGACAUAGUUAGUAACUAUGAUUGGGAUAACAAAAUUUACAUCUCGGAAAACCUUACCCAAGCCAAAAAGGAUCUCUUUAAGGAAAGUCUGAAAGUUAGGAAGGGUCUAAAGUACAAGUUCAUCUGGACUUUUUAUGGUCGUACUUAUCUUCGGAAAGAUUCAGAAAGUCCUGUUGUUGCUCUACAGAAGAAGUCUGACCUGGAUAUCCUGAAGCAAGAAGACCUUUUACUUGAUGUUCAGGCUAUUGAAUGGGAAAAUAUGUUUAAGGAGAAUGAUAUCAAUCACAUAUUUGAUUCUUCCUACUCUGUAAUUAUUAACUACAAGAAAUAA
This is a messenger RNA of Stylophora pistillata, 591 nucleotides long. RefSeq lists its product as uncharacterized. The record is from RefSeq and is a predicted model, not a curated record. Lineage: Eukaryota; Metazoa; Cnidaria; Anthozoa; Scleractinia; Pocilloporidae.